CGUUCAUAUUUUUGAAGGUGACCAUCGAAUGGUCUAUGAUCUGUAACGGAAAAGUAAACCAGCACAGAAGCAAAACACUCCCUUCUAUCUAUCUUCUUUAUAUUCAGCUUCCUCUCUAAGCUAUUUUUUAACGUUCACAACCCCACACGCUACACUUAUUUCUCUUUCUCUGACUAGCAACACAACUGGUACAUAAGGAGCAAGAACAAGGACGCUGAGCAAACAGAGAGAGAUCAAGAUCAGAAACAUGGUGAAGGAUAGGAGGAUUGGUGUGGCCAUGGACUUCUCAAAGAGCAGCAAAAACGCUCUUCAAUGGGCCGUAGACAACUUGGUCGACAAAGGUGACACCCUCUGCAUCAUCCACAUCAACAGCAACAAACUCGACGAGUCUCGCAACGUCCUCUGGGCCAAAUCUGGUUCUCCUCUUAUUCCAUUGUCUGAGUUUAGAGAGCCUGAGGUUAUGAAAAAGUAUGGGGUGCAAACUGAUAUGGAAGUGCUUGAUACACUUAGAGGCAAAGGAGGAUCAGAAAAAAAAACACUCAAGGACCCAAUUCAGACCGACCCCUUCGCCGUCAAGGACUACGAGUGUGCUUCUAGGCAGAAAGAGGUGAGCAUUAUUACAAAGCUGUACUGGGGAGAUGCAAGGGACAAGCUUCUUGAAGCAGUUGACGAUCUGAAAUUAGACUCUCUGGUGAUGGGAAGCAGAGGACUUGGUACCCUUAAAAGGGUUGUACUUGGAAGUGUGAGCGACUAUGUGAUGACGAAUGCUUCAAUCCCUGUGACCAUUGUCAAGGACCUUGACCGUUGAUGAUUACAAACUUAGAUUUUGCGUUCUCAUUGAUCUAGCUAUGAGCAACAAACAUGGGGGCAUUGCUGAGCUUUUAUGUUUUACUUGAUCUUGGUUUUCAUGAAAUAGCUCAAAUUAUAAUACCCAAACACUGUAGUCUGUUUUGAAGAAUAAUGCAUUUAUGACUUUUCAAUUUUCA
Molecule: messenger RNA, 986 nt
Organism: Rosa rugosa (rugosa rose)
Lineage: Eukaryota; Viridiplantae; Streptophyta; Magnoliopsida; Rosales; Rosaceae
Product: universal stress protein PHOS34-like
Exons: 6
Coding region: 248-808 (186 amino acids)
Source: RefSeq, a predicted model, not a curated record